AAAAGUACCGACAUCAAUUGUGCAAAAUUCAAAUGAGACCGUGGGAUCAAAGUGAUUAUGCUGAGUUCAAAGAUAUGCACACGGUUGUCACAAUGGUGAAGAAGGAUGCUCGUGGACAAGACACGAAAAAGAAGGAAAUACUCCAGGGUUCUGUUGCUGAAAUAUUUUCAACGAAAGUAAACGGAGAACUGCCAGCUCGAAUCCUCAUUUCGGCCCCGGCUGGACGAGGGAAGACCACGGCUGUCGCUAAGAUGGCUUAUGACUGGGUUCACAGAGAAAAGGGGUCAGCAUUAGAACACCUGCCACUUCUGUUUGUUGUGAAAUUCCGAAACACAACGCAGCUUACAUCGAUCGGUGAAGCCAUCAAAUCCCAGCUUUUGAGUGAUGUUGAUGAUCUCACACCAGAGGGUCUGGAGAGUUUCAUUAGAGAGAAUCAGGGAAUCUGUCACAUCAUACUAGACGGGCUAGAUGAGUAUGCCGGUAUUUCUUCUUCAAACCGGAGCUUAGGGAGCAACAUUGUCAGUGUCAUCCGCUGGGAGGAAUUUCCAGAGUGUAGAGUCCUUGUAACGACGCGCCCUCACCUAGAGAACUUCUUCAAUCAAGCGGAACUUCCGAGGGUAUACACUAAAAUGUGGAUCGAAGGAUUCUCGCAAGAGAGCUCACGAGAGUACAUCGACAAGUUCUUUGCUUCGACUUCGAAUCCUUGUCGUGGACAUGGUCUGAAGGUUUACCUUGAUGACCAACCACUGAUCAAUGAACUUGUUAAAACGCCUUUAUUUUGUCUCAUGGUCUGUCACUUAUGGAGCGAAGAGCGUUUGGACACUGAAACUGCAACGCAAACGGAAUUAUUAGACAGUGUGAAUGUCUUUCUGAUGCACCAUGCCAAUGCCCGAGCAAAAUCAAAAGACGAAAUAACAAAAGAAGAACUAAUCAAAAUCAUUCGUAAGCUGGGUAAGGUUGCUUUAGCUGGUCUAAUCGACGACUCUAAAAAACUAGUAUUCACGUCCCAUGAUUUCCGAAGAGUUCCCGCUAUCCUUGAGAGGGCAUGUGAGCUUGGGAUCUUAUCUAAGACGACGAUUCCAACGAAAAUGCUCCCACUAACCCAUAAUACCACAUCCACGACCAUUGAGUUUUAUCAUAAACUCGUUCAGGAACACUCGGCUGGGAAGUACCUUGCUGCUAAAACGAAGAAAUAUAUGUUACGACUGAAGAUUUCUAAGUUGGAUAGACUGCUGCGAAACAUCGAAGCAAACAUCGGUGACUAUGAGAAUCUCAUCCGAUUCGCUGCUGGCACAGAUAACAGCCUUUGCAUACGAAUAAUGGAGACGCUCCUUUCCAACCGCUUUUUGGAUGAGAGCGAACGAUAUCGAAUUCUCCUUGACUGUUCAUCAGAGACCAAGGGUACUCAACAAAAUGUGUCCUCGUUGGUUCAAAGAUGUGUGAAUGCAGAGAGUAUUGUUCUAAAGUCACCGACUGUCUACACCGUCGUUGGGAUGCAAAAUCUUCCAAAGCAACUUAAACGUCAGGUUAGGACAGUAAAGUUCGAGGGGUCUACUCUAACUACCGACGUGACGAGUGGACUAUGGUCCUGCCUCAAAGACUUUUUGAUCUUAGAUACUCUCAUCAUCUCAGACUCAUCUCUCAGUUUCCCUCCAUCUCCUCCGGAGCUUAUAUCAGUCACACAGCUAUCAGCUGAGAGAGUGACGUCACAAAGCUACGAAGGAGUGCUCUCAUCGAUACCUGGAGUGAGAGAUAUCGAUGUCUCUAUCGAUGUUGCAGAGACGAGCAACACUUUUCAGAUCACCACCGCAUCCAGGUCUAUGAAUCAGACCAGGGCUAUGGAUGAACAGUUCUUUGUUCAUAUCAGACUACACGCCUUGACAUCACUUACCGCAGACAUGAAGAUUGAAUCAGGAGAGUCAAUUGGAGGGCUUAGUCUUCUAUUUGAAGACCAAACCGAAAACCAACAUCGGCUGCAUGUGUCCGGGGGGAGGGGCAGAGACGAAGAAGCCUUGGUGGACAUGUUUGUCAAGACUAAACAACUAACGUACUUGAAUUUGGGCAGUGGAGGUGAAUCUGGGAACAAAAAGAACAUCGUCCAGGUGAGUGACUUUUGCUUUACUGGUGCAUGCAUUUCGCUUUGAAAUAUUCAACAAAGGGAUAUCCUCUGAAUUUAAC
Strongylocentrotus purpuratus (purple sea urchin) is the source of this 2178-nucleotide messenger RNA. RefSeq lists its product as uncharacterized. Lineage: Eukaryota; Metazoa; Echinodermata; Echinoidea; Camarodonta; Strongylocentrotidae. The record is from RefSeq and is a predicted model, not a curated record. Bases 33 to 2144 code for a protein of 703 amino acids. The transcript has 3 exons.